Molecule: messenger RNA, 630 nt
Organism: Lactuca sativa (garden lettuce)
Lineage: Eukaryota; Viridiplantae; Streptophyta; Magnoliopsida; Asterales; Asteraceae
Source: RefSeq, a predicted model, not a curated record
AUGAAUCACACUCCACCUCACAAUCCCAACCCGAACCCAAACAAUCAAGAUGCCAAUACUCCACCCCAACAACCAAGACAACAACAACACCAAGAACCUCUCAUAGAUAUGCCACAUUGGAAUCAACCACCUCCUCAACCAAAUCAACCCAAUUAUCAACAACCACAACCACAAUACCAAAACUUUCAUCAAAACAACCAACCUCAAAACAAUUAUUUUCAAGUUCAACAACAACAAGCACAUCAACCUAUUUACCCACAACCUAUAACGUACCAACACCCAAUGUACCCACAACAACAACCCCCAUACAACCAAUAUCCUAACUACCAACCUUAUCCACCAAAAAUGUACAAUCACCAACAAUACCCAUACCCACAUCACCAACAACCUCCCAAUUACAUGAAACAAUAUCCCAAUAACCCCAAUCCACCCAAUCCCCCUCAAGAGUUGACUCUUCGACAAAUGAUGGAGACGGAUGUUACUCACACUCCUCUUGGUAUUGUUUAUCCCGAAAACCGUCGAGGGAUUGAAUUGAAGUCAAGUUUCAUACAUCAAGUCACCAAGUUCCAUGGGUUGGAUAGAGAAGAUCCUCAAAAGGCAUUUGAAGUCCUUUCAUAUUAUAUGUGUUAG